GUUGUCCAUCUCCAGAUCAGUAUGAAGACCCUCCUGCUGUUCUCCCUUCUGGGACUCGCUGUGGCCCAGCCCAUUGAAGAUGAUGAUAAAAUCGUUGGCGGUUACCAUUGCUCGGUUCCCUAUCAAGUGUCCCUGAACGCGGGGUACCAUUUCUGUGGGGGGUCGCUGAUCAAUGAACAUUGGGUGGUGUCUGCCGCUCACUGCUACCAAUCAAAAAUGGAGCUCAGGAUCGGAGAAAAUAACAUUGAGCUGCUGGAGGGGACAGAACAAUUCAUCCAAUCUGCCAAGAUCAUUCGCCACCCCCAGUAUAACAGUUGGACCAUUGAUAAUGACAUCAUGUUAAUUCAACUGCAGGAACCGGCCCAACUGAACAAUGAGGUCCAACCCAUCCCGCUCCCCACUGAGUGUCCCCCUGUGGGCUCCAUCUGCCUCAUCUCCGGCUGGGGAAACACCCUGAGCAAUGGAGUAAACUAUCCAGACCUGCUGCAGUGCAUUGAAGCUCCGAUCCUCAGCGACCAGGAGUGCCGCCAGUCCUACCCCGGGAGCAUCACCGACAACAUGAUCUGCGUGGGCUACCUGGAGGGGGGCAUCGACUCCUGCCAGGGAGACUCGGGCGGCCCGGUGGUGUGUGACAGGGAGUUACAGGGAGUCGUCUCCUGGGGGAGGGGCUGUGCCCUGCCGGGGUACCCGGGGGUCUAUACCAAGGUGUGUAACUACCUGUCCUGGAUCCGCGACACCAUCGCCAACAAUUAAUUAUCUGUACUGGGGGGCUCUGCUCCCACACAAUAAAUGGCAAAUGUAACCUGA
This is a messenger RNA of Xenopus tropicalis (tropical clawed frog), 807 nucleotides long. RefSeq names its product trypsin 10 (gene try10). Gene Ontology annotation, biological process: proteolysis. NCBI's taxonomy places the organism in Eukaryota, Metazoa, Chordata, Amphibia, Anura, Pipidae. Gene Ontology annotation, cellular component: extracellular region. The record is from RefSeq and is marked provisional. Gene Ontology annotation, molecular function: hydrolase activity; peptidase activity; serine-type endopeptidase activity.